This is a messenger RNA of Zingiber officinale, 3041 nucleotides long. Its product is annotated as exocyst complex component EXO84A-like. NCBI's taxonomy places the organism in Eukaryota, Viridiplantae, Streptophyta, Magnoliopsida, Zingiberales, Zingiberaceae. The transcript is spliced from 7 exons. Gene Ontology annotation, biological process: Golgi to plasma membrane transport; intracellular protein localization; exocytosis. The coding region runs from base 155 to 2839 and encodes 894 amino acids. The record is from RefSeq and is a predicted model, not a curated record. Gene Ontology annotation, cellular component: exocyst.
CUGAAGAAUAAUCAAAAGGUCGUGCGCGAGGCGGGGUUAGCGAUGCUUCACGACCGGCCAUGGCGGAAAACGACAUCCAGACGCUCCAAACCAUACUCAUCUCCUCUAAUUGUCAUCGCCACGUUCCUCUCCUUCCUCCUCCUGCGGUGUUCCCAUGGCCGAUGGUAAUGCAGAGAUUCUCACCGACGACUCGUUUGACUCUUCGAGCUCCGACGGUGAUCGUGAGCACUGGUCGGAGGUCCAGCCGAUGACCCAAAAGGGAAUUAGACGCUUGUGUUCAGAGCUCCUUGAAGUAAAGAAGGUCUCGGAGGAAGAUUUUAGUCAAAAUGCUUAUUCAUGUUAUUCGGCAUUUGUCAGGAUACUUGAUGAAGUGCCACAAGUUAACUAUGAUCUCGAGGAGUUGAAAGAACAUGUUUCAAACCAAAGGAAUCUUGUUCAAAAUUUGUUUAAAUGUCUUUAUUUGGAUAAACUGUCAGACAACACAAUAGAAACCAACAAGCAGGAUGAAGAUCUUGAUCUAUAUUCCUCUACAAAAUUUGACUUUCAAGUUUAUGAUACUUUGGACGCAUUGGAUAUUUUUCUCUCUGAGCAAAAAGUGAAUGAUGCAUUGAUUCUUUUGGAAAAGACGACCAAGACCUUACACAAUAUGAAGAUGGAAGAACAUAUCUUUCCCUCAAUGACAUCAUACUUUAAUGCAAUAUCAGAUUGGAGGACUAGGUUAGCUAAACAAUUUAUUGCAUUGGCUAAACACCCCAGGGUAACUCAUACAGAGUUACAGAAGGCACUAUCUGGUCUUUUAAGGCUUGGUGAAGGUUAUCAGGCCAACAUUUUACUGCUAAAGUUUUAUCAUUUGCGUCUUGAGCAUCGUCUACAAGAAUUAUUUUCUCAAAAAGAAUCUUUAGGUCACUUCUAUCCCUAUGAAGUUGCAAAAGCUGUGUUCUCAAUUAUUUUUCAAGCAGCAAAAAGUUCUAUAUUCUUGAAUGGGGAAACAUAUCCUUGUUCCCUAGAGCUUUUGGAUUGGGCUAGGACAGAACUUGAGGAAUUUAGUCACAUUGUUUAUGCAUAUUUUAUAUCCAAAUCAGAAAUAAUUGUCAAAUUUCAUCAGGCAGUUGAAGUUGUACAUUAUGCUAUCUCACUUUGCUCUUUGUUGAGUUCUCAAAGACUAUUCUUAGUGCAUGAUUUGAUGAAUUACUUGAGGCCUUGUAUGGAGGACUUAUUAGACAAACAUUUGGAUCAUUAUAGAGAUGUUUCCAGAAUAUUGGUGGAAAAUGAGACUUGGGUCCUCAAAAAGUUUCUUCUGUCAGAACUGAUUGAGGAAACACCAUCUACAGCAGAGAAUGGUGCUGAAGAGGAGUAUUGUUUACUAACUUGCAGUGGAAGAAAGUUUGUCCCAUUAAUACAGGACAUUGUCAAUGAUUUCUCUUCAAUGGUUACUUUUGAGAUGGGAUGUUCGAUUGCUCAAGGACUUGCUGGCCUAAUUAAUGAGUAUAUUAUUUCCCUAGAACAAGCUAUUCAAAGUAAAGAAACUAGUCUAGGAAUUUUUUAUCAAGGAAUUAUGGAGACUUCAAAGCUAGAGCAGCAGUUAUUGCUUCUGGUUAACACUGCAACCAUUGUGAAACUUUUACCCAUUAUUACCUCUGGUAUCUUUGGCAUUACAAAGCCUCCACAUUCUCAUUCAGAUCAGGUUAAUAGAUCAUCACAGGAGCUUUACAAUUUGGUGCUUUCUGUUGAAGAAGCUGCAGAUCGGUUACAAAGUACUUUCUGCCACCAAUUUGUUAAUGCAUCAGUGCCCAUUUUGGAAUCAAAUGCUAAAUAUGCUUACCAGAGUACUGCUGGCUCAAAACAAGAAAUUAUGUUUCCAUCUUUUAUUUUUCAGGAAUUAUUCUACUGGUUGAGGAAAUUAGAGAAUAUUUCCAGAUCCAUCUUUGAAGGCAAGCAUGGCAUAGUGAAAUUGUUGAUAAAGUUAAUGGAAGCAUUGCCUACUUGUCUUUCCAGUAACCAAAGCUUAUGGAAAAUCACAGAAGAUUCAUCAAAAAUUAGAAUGUAUAACUUCCUUGAGCAGGUUCACAUGGAUAUUUAUUUUCUUCUUGAAAUUGCAAAAAAUGGAGGAUAUCUUUCAGACAAUCUUUUAGCUACAACGAUGAAUACAUUGAAAGAAAUAGAUGUGACAUAUACAUCUUUUUGGGAUCUGGAUGGUGUUCUGCCAGAUGAUAGUUGGGUUCAAGAGAUCGCCAGUCUUGCUAUCGAAAAAUUAAAAAAACUUGAGCCAGUAGAGUCACAACUAAAGGCAGAACCUCCAAGAUCACAGAGGAUGGAAGCACCUGUCCUAGUUGAUGUUAGAAGAACCUCUGUGGAUUCUGCAUCAUCUGUUCAUAUUGAACCUGAAAGCAAGAGUCAUAUCAGUGGCAUGAUUCGUUUUGUAAAAGUAAUAGAAAGACAGAAUGCAGUUGCUUCUUUCAUUGAGGAUGAUAAAGUUUGCAAGAGCGAGGGAGAAACUGAUAUUCGAGGGCCUCAAGGCGGUUCAGAUGAGGAUGUUAGUUCAAUAGAUGUACUGGCACAGAAGCAACAAGAUGCCACCAAGGAGAAUUUUGCUGGCGAUGCCAAGUUUCUUCAAGUUUCUACUCGAGAGGGAGAGGGAGAGGUCGAGGCUAAACUGGAGAAGAAUCAUUCUAGGCUUCCAACUGGCAUCAUCAGUAGCCCUAUCGUUGAGGCUGAUUAUGUUUCUUGUUCUUCUUCAGAGGGCUUAAGUGAUGCUGAGGAACCAAUUGAGUACGAGAAAAAUUCCAAGAAGGAAAAAUCGACCGAUGUGAAAGUUAUAGAUCGAUACCGCCGAGUAUAAUGCAAUCAAUGCAACAUUGAAAUAUUAGAGGUAAAAGUAAACAAGGCAUGUUUAUUCUAGUUCACAUUUAGCCAUGUGUGUGUGUAUGAGAGAGUGAUUUUUGAUCAAAACAUCAAUAUUAAUGGAUGAUCAACAACUAAUAAUAUGGUGUGUGUGUGUUGUUUGCUAUCAACUAUGCACCAUGAUGGAUAUGCAGGGGAUU